AUGAGUGCCAACGAUGCAACACCCACUACACCAACUUCACAGCCUCCGCCACCACGGAUCCUCAGGAUCAAGCGGAAACGAGGCCAAGAUCCACUUCAAGCUUUAAUCUUGGAAGAUACUCGCAUUGUUAAACGAUCAAAACCGUCAACUCCCGUAGCUUCUCCCAUCGAAACACCACGUAGUCAAACACCACUGAAUCAGCAACAGCAACAGAAAUUGAGUCAGUCAGGUAUAUCCACUGAUAAUGACCGACUAAAUUACAUGUUCAAGUUGGCGAAAACUGAAUUUGGUGAUGAUGCGCAAUUGGAUGAAUCAGUCUUGCAUACAAUAUUGGCUGAAGCUGCAACAACUACUAGUGCCGCCUCUGGGCAACAUGAAGGAGCAGGGCAAGAGGUGAGCCAAGAGCAACACAAGACGGGGAUCAAACGACGGUUCAUCAUCCAACCAGACGAGACUCGACGUCGAUCCACACUCGAUUACGAGAAUGCUGCGGAUGCAAAAAUACCAGAUCAAUUGUUCAACAUGAUUGAAGAUAUAGUAUCCAAGGGAGAUGACAAUUCAAACGCAAAGAGGAAAAGAAGAGGCCGUACGGGCUCAGCUCAUGAAGAAGAACCUUCCUUCGCGGGACCCAAUCCGCAUGGGACAUCCACUUUUCAAAACACAACCAACUCAAACGAGCAAGGCGGGAAUAGCAACAACUCCCCCAACGACGACGACAACGAAGAUAAUCAAUACGUUUACGACGUGUAUCAACUAACCGAUGCGGAACCACUCACCACCGCCAAUCACCCCCUGGCUCAAAUUGGAUACAUUCGCUUCUUCAAUGAUGAUGAAUCAGAUAAUGACGAUUCAAACAUAUUUGACUCAACACAACAAGAAGCAGACGACUUGAGAAAACCGGGCGUGUUGACAGAUGAUGAGGAUUCCAAUGCUGAAAGUUUCUAUCAGAACGAUUAUCCCAGUGACGAAGAUGCUGAAGGGUUGCAAGAAUUGAACUCUUUUGAGGAUGAGUUUGAUAAGUUGAACAUAGGUGGUGGCGGUGAUGGAGAUGAGGAUGGACACGUAGCGGACGGAGAUGAGGGAUAUGUGCCGCAUGAUGGAAUUGGAUGGAAUGGGGAGGAGUAUUUUGAUUACGGCGAUGUGGAACGGUUCAUGGGGUUCGAUGAGGAAGAUGAUGAUGACGACGACGACGAGGAUGACGGGGGAGAUGAAGAAGACUACCCAGUAAAAAGGAAUCAGUUUUUCAAGUCAGAUGUCAAUGACCCAUUGGCUCUACAUCGAGACAAAAUAUUUGGCAAAUUGGAGAAAAUGAUCAACAAACAAUAA
Lodderomyces theae is the source of this 1326-nucleotide messenger RNA. RefSeq lists its product as uncharacterized. Gene Ontology annotation, biological process: protein import into nucleus. The record is from RefSeq and is a predicted model, not a curated record. The coding region runs from base 1 to 1326 and encodes 441 amino acids. Gene Ontology annotation, cellular component: cytoplasm. The transcript has a single exon. Lineage: Eukaryota; Fungi; Ascomycota; Pichiomycetes; Serinales; Debaryomycetaceae.